Messenger RNA from Boleophthalmus pectinirostris (great blue-spotted mudskipper), 1340 nucleotides. Its product is annotated as histone H3.v1-like. Gene Ontology annotation, biological process: nucleosome assembly. Gene Ontology annotation, cellular component: nucleosome. The coding region runs from base 8 to 1318 and encodes 436 amino acids. NCBI's taxonomy places the organism in Eukaryota, Metazoa, Chordata, Actinopteri, Gobiiformes, Gobiidae. The transcript is spliced from 3 exons. Gene Ontology annotation, molecular function: structural constituent of chromatin; DNA binding; protein heterodimerization activity. The record is from RefSeq and is a predicted model, not a curated record.
AGCAAACAUGAGUGGCCGAGGAAAGGGGGGUAAAGGACUCGGAAAAGGCGGCGCCAAGCGUCAUCGUAAGGUUCUCCGUGAUAAUAUCCAGGGCAUCACUAAACCCGCUAUUCGCCGCCUGGCUCGUCGUGGUGGUGUGAAGCGUAUCUCCGGUCUCAUUUAUGAGGAGACUCGCGGAGUGCUCAAGGUUUUCCUGGAGAACGUUAUCCGUGACGCUGUUACCUACACCGAGCACGCCAAGAGGAAGACCGUGACCGCCAUGGAUGUGGUGUAUGCUCUGAAGAGACAAGGCCGUACUCUGUACGGCUUUGGAGAGACCGCUCCCGUACCGGCCACCCCUCCGGCCAAAGCAAAGGCCCCCAGGAAGAAGGCCGCGGCCAAGAAGAAGGAGGGCCCCAGCCUCCAGAAGCUGAUCACCGGCGAGAUCGCCGCCUCCAAAGAGCGCAAAGGCGUCUCCGUGGCCGCUCUGAAGAAGGCUCUGGCCGCGAAGGGCGUGGAUGUGGCCAAGGCCAACAAGCGCAUCAACACCACCCUCAAGAAGCUGGUGACCUCUGGUGCCGUGAGUCAGACCAAGGGCACUGGCGCGUCCGGUUCCUUCAAACUGGCCAAGACCGAGGCCAAGCCCAAGACCGUGAAGAAGAAGGCCGUCGCCAAGCCUAAGAAGCCCGCGGCCAAGAAAGCAGCGAGCCCCAAGAAGAAGGCGGCCGUCAAGAAACCCGCAGCCAAGAAGCCCAAGUCCCCGGCCAAGAAAGCGGCGAAGAAGGCGGCGCCCAAGAAAGCAGCGGCUAAAAAGCCCGCCAAGAGCCCCAAAAAAGCGGCGCCCAAGAAGCCCAAGGCGGUGAAGAAGAGCCCCAAGAAGGCCCCCGCCAAGAAGGCCGCCCCUAAGAAGGCCAAAAAAGCAGAGGAAAUGGCCAGAACCAAGCAGACCGCGCGUAAAUCCACCGGAGGAAAGGCUCCCAGGAAGCAGCUCGCCACCAAGGCUGCCCGUAAGAGCGCCCCGGCCACCGGCGGUGUUAAGAAGCCUCACCGUUACAGGCCCGGCACAGUGGCUCUCAGAGAGAUCCGUCGUUAUCAGAAAUCCACCGAACUGCUGAUCCGCAAGCUGCCCUUCCAGCGCCUCGUCAGAGAGAUCGCCCAGGACUUCAAGACCGACCUGCGCUUCCAGAGCUCUGCCGUCAUGGCUCUGCAGGAGGCCAGCGAGGCCUACCUGGUGGGUCUGUUCGAGGACACCAAUCUGUGCGCUAUCCACGCCAAGAGGGUCACCAUCAUGCCCAAGGACAUCCAGCUGGCCCGCCGCAUCCGCGGAGAGAGGGCUUAAGCCGACCUGUCCCUGACCCCCA